Messenger RNA from Scutellospora calospora, 1500 nucleotides. NCBI's taxonomy places the organism in Eukaryota, Fungi, Glomeromycota, Glomeromycetes, Diversisporales, Gigasporaceae. The record is from the annotation of a GenBank genome assembly.
AUGUCGGCUAAGACUCAUAAAACCCGAAAGCAAAGGGGAAGCAGCAAAUAUAUACCAUCGGACAACGAGAGUGAAAAUGUUUCAUCAUUUGAAACUUUAAACCGUUCACUAAAGGGACAAAAUUAUAUAAAAGCCAUUGGAAACUGUAGUUCUGACGAAUAUGCAAAGAAAAAUAAUGGAUGGUCACAUAGUUCAAAGGGCCAUUCUCGUUCGUCAGACCGGAAAAAUACUGCAAAAUGUAUUAUCCAUUCAAUACAUAGGAAGAAACCUCGUCGUAAGAGUCGUAAGAACACCGUUGUCGUUGUUGGUGCUUCGGAAAGCAAUGAACCAAAGAAAAUGAUUAUCCCCAAAAUCGUUGUUCGAAAUCCUACUCAUAAAGUUGUUAAAAUAUUGAAAAAAACCAAUACAACUAGUGAAGGACAUUUGGCACCACCAGUUCCAAAAAAGCGUAAAAAACGAAAUAAUAAUAAAGUUAUUACAGACAAAUAUACCGCUGAAGUUAAAGAUGCUCUUUUAGCAUCAUUUCCAUUACCAUCUUCAUCUAUUCCCCGCAUAUUUAACAAAAAUAUCAAUAUUAUUGGAGCAAUUAAUAUUCAAUCAUUUGGAGUAAAAAAAAUUUCUAAUAAUGCUAUAAUGAGAAUUAUUGUAGACAUCCUUCAACGAUAUGAUAUUGUUUUUUGUCAAGAAAUUCAUGUACCAGAAGGUAAAGAAGGAAUAAUUCAGCAACUUGCAGACUUAGUAUCAACACCCACCACGCCAUAUUCUUUUGUGUUGAGUCGUCCUAUUGGUAAAAAUUCGUAUCAAGAAAGGUAUCUUUACUUGUAUAGACAGAAUGAAUGGAAAGUAUUAGAAGACUAUGUAAUUGAUAAUGAAGAUAAAGAUAAAUUCAUUAGAGAACCUUAUGUUGUCAGAUUUCAGCAUUUAAGAAAGCCCAAUAUGAAAGUUACUCUUGUUGGUUGUCACACACAACCUGAAAAUGCGUUUUAUGAAAUAAAAGCAUUAGUGACUGAUGUAUUUAUUAAUGUGAGAAAGAAAUUAAAAAAGGAUAUUAUACAAGAAAAUGGAAAAACUAUUGGUUUAUAUACUCUUUUACGGCGUUAUUUAUGUUGUUGCUUCGAACAUUUACAAGACACAAAUGAGAUAUCAGAAGAAAACACCCUAUUUGUCGGAGAUAAUGAACCUAUUAUUCUAAUGGGUGAUUUUAAUGCUUCAGGUUCUUAUCUCAACAAAAAAGAACUAUCGGAACUUGAUGGAAUAUUGCAUAAAAACAAUCUGGUUUGGGGAAUUCAACAUUCAAGUGACACCACUGUUGCUGCAGGAUAUGCCGCUUAUGAUCGUUUUGUUUUUGAGGAAGUAAAUAAGCGAAGAUGGAUUGGACAUACUCGUGUAUGGAGAUUCGAUGAGUCUUGGAUAAAUGAAAAGUUUGAUCCAAUUUUGGUCAAGAAUGUAGCAAAACGCAUCACAGACCAUUAUCCUAUUGAAUUUGAAUUGAGAAUUUAA